AUGGAGAGCGUUUCUCUGCAGCGGCGGUCGAUAAAGCGCCUGGUCAUCGACCAGCCGGACGCCGCGGAGGAGGACGUGAGCCCGGCGAAGCGCCAGGCGUGGUGGUCCCCGCCAAUGACGCGGAGCAGGGCGCGGAAGCAGGAGCUCGAGCUGCAACAAACCAUGGUGCUCCAGAGCUCCAACAUAGCCAACGCGGGCCCCCGGGUGCGCAAGUCAGCAAGCGGGAGCUCCGUUCUGGAGCGGACGCUGUCGGGCGCGAACGCCGCGGACGUCCCGACGCCGCCCGUGUCGCCCUCGCUGCUGGCGUCGCAUCCCUUGGCCGACCACGAGAACGACCCCGAGGCCGGGCCGUCCGAGCGCGAGAUCGCCGAGGCGCGCGCUGCUGCUGCCAGGCUCGGUAUCGGCGGCACGAACCAGCCCGCGCUCGCGCGCAAGAGCCCGCAGCAGCGCAAGCUGCCUUCGGGGCCCGAACCUCAGCAAUACGAUAUACAGUACACGCCGAGAUCGGCGCUCCAGCCGCUGGAGUCCCCGCGCGAGGCCGCUGCGGGUGUGGCCGCUCAGCUUGCCGCCCUGCAGUGGCACACCGCCUUCGAGGCCCUCCACACGGCCCGCAGGUUGGUCGCCCACCACAGGGCAGAGGUGCAGGACCGGGUGCCGGAGCUGCUGCGCCUCGUGCUCAAGUCGCUGCGCAGCCCGCGCAGCCAGCUCUGCAAGGCCGCGGUCAUGUGCGCGGGCGACUUCUUCGACGCGUUCGAGGACGAGGUCGCAGGCGAGGUCGACAAGGGGGGUGUGGCGCGGCCGGCGGAGAGCAUCGUUCACCAGCUGCUGAUCAAGGCGACGAGCAACGACAAGAAGUUCGUGUCCGAGGAGGCCAAGGCGGCGCUGGCGGAGCUCGCGCGCACCCUGCAGGCGCCCAACGCGACGAAGGCGAGUCCCGAUGUGCCCACAGACACCGUUUCGAGAAUCUCGGUGCCGCGGUCAGCCAGGUCUGCCCAUGCCGUGCUCACCCGUCGCCCUCGGCCGCGCGUGCCAAGCUGCAGAUGUUCGGGGCGUACUGCGCGUCGCACCGCAACCCGCGCGUGCGGGGGCAGGCCGCCGCGACGCUGGCGGAGGCGGCGUGGAACGCGCAGCCGGCCCGCCUGCUCGAGGCGUGGCCGCUGGGGCGCGCGCUGCCGAUCGUGGCGGCGCUGCUGA
Pedinophyceae sp. YPF-701 is the source of this 1194-nucleotide messenger RNA. The record is from the annotation of a GenBank genome assembly. NCBI's taxonomy places the organism in Eukaryota, Viridiplantae, Chlorophyta, Pedinophyceae.